Rhodofomes roseus is the source of this 1367-nucleotide messenger RNA. Its product is annotated as DUF396-domain-containing protein. The record is from RefSeq and is a predicted model, not a curated record. Gene Ontology annotation, molecular function: COPII receptor activity. The coding region runs from base 148 to 1158 and encodes 336 amino acids. Gene Ontology annotation, biological process: endoplasmic reticulum to Golgi vesicle-mediated transport. Gene Ontology annotation, cellular component: endoplasmic reticulum membrane; COPII-coated ER to Golgi transport vesicle; Golgi membrane. NCBI's taxonomy places the organism in Eukaryota, Fungi, Basidiomycota, Agaricomycetes, Polyporales, Fomitopsidaceae. The transcript has 5 exons.
CGUCACCGUGGCAGACACAAGCGUUUAUAGCCAGCUGACACCCUCUGUACUUCGGAUUCGCUACUAGGCCCUCCAACUGAUCAUCCACCUCAAAACCACCUUGACGAGAACAGGGGAAGAUACUUCAAUUGCGCCUGCGAGCUGGAGAUGUUCUCUGUACUCCACAGUCUCAGCUAUGUAGGUGGUGCCGCAGCAUUCAUCUUCGUAACCUUGUCACUUGCCAGCGGUCUUCUCUGGCUCUCAGAGUUGAUCGAGGAGCAUUCACGCAUAGCCAAGGUAAUAGGAGAAAGGGCCAUCUACUUUAAUAUACUUCUCCAUUGUCUCUUGUACUUCACCGACUCUCUGCCGCUCAAGCACACGGCGUUCUCAAUCGCUUGCCAGAUAGUCUAUCUGCAGAACUUCACUCCUAGCUGGCCAUCGAUCUCCUUGUCGUCAUUCAGUUUCAUUCUGUCCUGCGUUAUGGUGAUCUGUAAUCACUUUACGUGGUUCUUCUACUUUUCCCACAUUUCGCAGGAGGCGAGGCACGCUGCUCGUCGUCCAUACGGGCAGCCCCGAAACACUCCACGAGUACCAAACUUUGGCGAUAUCGCGACCUUCUUUGGAAUAUGUGUCUGGUUCAUUCCAGUCUUCCUAUUCCUGAGCUUGAGCGCGAAUGACAAUGCUCUCCCUACAAACACGGGGCAUAGCAGUGUGCCCAACACUCCCACGGAUGCCAACAAGGCAUUCACACCAAUCUCAACGCGUCCUCGCGGCUCUCUGUUCAGGAGUCUAUACGAUACGAUGCCACGCGUGCGUCCUCGACCAACUCGCCGCGACACAUCCGAGGGUCUGAUCGCGCCCAGAUCCCCUAACAUGACGCCUCGCCCGGUGUCCCCCUCGCCGCUCCAGGCACCUACCACACAUCUGAAGCGUGUGCCCUCGAUGAACAAUUUGCCUCCACCCUUGCUCUCGCCGGGACGGAGGGUUUCGAGCGAGAGUGGCGCUUCCGAGACCUCAACAUUUGCAUCCGCGAACGAGGUCGACCAUUCAAAUAUUCGGAUAUCUCCGCUGAACCUAGGUAUACCGCCAAGGAGGCCAGCUACCUCGGGGAGGCCUUCUAAUGAAGGACGCCUGGAGAUGAGGAGAAACACUAGUUCUUACGAUUCUGGUACAAUAUGAUAUAUGUGGAUGGACUCGGCGCAUGUAGCUCUGGACACUUGCUACUGCUAUAGGGAUCGACUUGGGAGUUCUACUGUAGUUUACCUAGCGCUGUCGUAUGUACUUGGCGAGCUCAGAUCGGCCUCUCGAGUUCUAGCGCUACUAGGACUUAGGUCGUACUGACUGCCUAACCUGCAAAUCUCAGAUUACAUACUCUUUUUUUUUUUUUU